AUCAGUUAUCAGCCAUGUCCUUUAAAUUCCCAUCGUUCGACUUGAAAGCUCUUCAAGAUUCGUUACCAACUGUUGACCAAGUGAAGGAAUCUUUUUCUAAAGUAAACGCUGGUAAAACCGUGGAACAAUUUCGUGAAUCAAUUCAACCAUUCACAGCUAAAACUGGACAAUUGAUUCAAGAUCAGUUAAAGCAAGUUCAACAAUUAGCCAGUAAUACUACUGACGACGUUGAAGUGAGUGAAUUGCCUGAAGAAUACUUGCAGUUGGAAACCAACUGUGACUUGUUGUUGAAGUUGUACACUGAUUUGAUUCAAUAUACUGACGAUACUUAUGGUAAGAUUAGCUAUGAUUAUCCUCCAGGAAGCUCCGCUAUUAAUAAAAUCAAAGAUGCCAAUGUCAGUGGCGUUAUCAGUAACAAGUUUAACCAAUUAAAGAAUGUAUCUUCUCCUCAAGAAUUGGAAAAAAUUUUGUUUAGCAGUUCUCAAGAACCUACUAAUGAAGGCAGUGUUACUAUUCAACCUACUUCUCCUGACCUCGUUAAGACUUUGUAUGGACAAUUAUCUUCUCUUGCUUUGAAACAUAGUGAAGAAUUAAAGAGUUCUGAGAAUCCAUUAUCAUUUGCAUUAUUGCAAGUUUCUACCACUUAUCAUGAAAUUGGUGUUGCUAGAUUAGACCAAGAUAAGAAGAUUAUGGCUGGUGUUAAUGCUGAAUUAGCUCGUAUUUUGAAUGAACAAUUCAUCAAAGUUAAUGAAUUACGUAAACAAGUUUAUUCCACCAGAAGUGAGUUUGAUUUAUUAAGAGCUAAAUACGAAGAAGAUCCAGAAAAUGAAGAUUUGAUUGCCAAGGAAGAUGAAUUAGUCAGUGCUACUGAAUCUGCCGUUUUGGAAAUGAAGAAGUUCUUGAAGCCUUCCAAGAAUAUUGAUUUGUUGAAGGUGUUUAUUAGUGCUCAAAAGGAAUUUUUUGAAUUGAAUGCAAAGAAAUUAGGAGAAUUGUUAAGCAACUUGAGCAAGAUCCCAAUCAAUGGUGAAGAUGAAGAAGAUGAUUAAGCUUUUGUUAUAUAUAGUUAUGUAUUUUGCGUUUUUUUUUAGCUUUAUAGAAAUUUACUUUUAUAUUACCGCGACUUUU
Molecule: messenger RNA, 1125 nt
Organism: Spathaspora passalidarum NRRL Y-27907
Lineage: Eukaryota; Fungi; Ascomycota; Pichiomycetes; Serinales; Debaryomycetaceae
Exons: 1
Coding region: 15-1046 (343 amino acids)
Source: RefSeq, a predicted model, not a curated record